Messenger RNA from Sphaeramia orbicularis (orbiculate cardinalfish), 2415 nucleotides. It is a transcript of the gene tmem221, whose product is annotated as transmembrane protein 221. The record is from RefSeq and is a predicted model, not a curated record. Lineage: Eukaryota; Metazoa; Chordata; Actinopteri; Kurtiformes; Apogonidae.
AUGACGCACGCCUACAGCCAGCGAUCCCUCCUAGUUGUCUCUCUGGGGGUUUUAUCUGCCAUCAUGUCAGUCCUAUCGGUGAUUUUAAUUUUCCAGCUCCAGUCUCAACAGGCGGCGGUAAAAGAGUCCCCCUCCUCCUCCGGUUUCUCGGCGAUCCUUCCCGGCCACGUCUGGGCCGUCCUACUGCCGGUGUCCACGGUCCUGUCCGCCCUGUCCCUCACCCUCAAUCUGAGCUCCGUGGUGGUGUGUCUCCUCCACGGAUACUUCUCCACAGAGGUCUGCAGAGGAGAUCAAGACACUGAGAGGGCGGACUGGUUCCUUUUGGACAGCAGAGCGGUUCGACAUGUGGCCGUGGGUCUGUUCUGCCUGGGUGUUGCUGUAUACUUGGCAGCCAUGUCCAUCUUUAUGCUCCUCAUCUUUGAGGUGGAGACGGGCAUUGCCAGUGCCUGUGUCCUCUCCUCUGGGAUCCUGAUCCUGCUGGUUGUUGUGAUUCACUCUCUGGUCAAAGCUUCUAAGACGGCAAAGAAAUACCGCAGCGAUCACCUCAACACUCUGUUCCAAAACGACCACAGCAGCAGUAGCAGCACGCCCGUCUCUCGGCCCUGUGAGCUCAAAAUCGGCGUGGACAAACCGCGGAUGCACCGCACCCAGUCUCACCUCCAGCAUCACAUCUCUUACCCUCCAUGUGGCAACCCAAAACCAAGAGAACUCCACCAGCACCAGCAGUACUCCCCUUCUGGAGGGUCCCAGGGCCAGGCUAGUGAUAAAGACGGUUACAGCAUCGGCGGCAGCUGCCCGCGAAUGCACAGGACACUGUCUACAGAAUCUGGUCUACUGCAGACCCAGGUUAAGCCAUGGAACGGGGUCAACAAUGAGAUGAGGAGCGUCCUUGCACGGAAGUCUGGGAUUUCAGCUAAAGACUCUACUCUUGUGUGACAUUAGUAAACUAAGAUGACCUUCAUUAAAGUGGACGUUUAAUGCAAGUGUCAUCUGUACAUUAGAUACAAAACUGUCCAUUUGUGUCCUUUAACAUGUUUAUCCACAAUUUUGUAAAGAUUUGAACAUGCUGUAUGAACUGGGACCAGGUCAGCAAGUCCAGGGCUACAAAUAUUUGGGGACCUGCUAUGAUUUAUGAAUGCACCUCCCACAUUUGUAGUACAUGUCCACAUUUUAUUCAUUUUGUACAAAAAUCCAAAGGUCCAUUUCCUAAAAUAAAUGCUGGGUGAUACAAAAAUAUAGUAUUGAGCCUGUUUAAAGAUCAAACUACAUUUAUGCAUUACUUUCCCAGGUUUCUACUGUGUUUACUGUUAAGCCGAGGUUCUAAAUUAAACACUUCCAUGCAAAGGACCCCAUUCUGGGUUUAGUCCCAAAAUACCUGCAAUUAUUUAUAGAUAUUCAUCACAUGAUUUAUUCUCAUUCUGUGAUUUUGUGUUUUGCAUGAAUGAACCUGGUCUCAUACAAGUAUCAAUGUUCUGUCAGUCAUUUAUCAUAUUCACAUACAUAAAAUAUUCUGUUUUUGCCCUUAGUCCAAAGAAGGAAAAACUCCUACUGAGCUGUUUACAUGAAAGUGAGUAUUGCACUGUUAUUUCUGUUUAGAUGCAGUCAUUCAUAAUCUCAUUAAACAUUUUAAGAGGUUUUCAGUGGUGACAAAUGUUCCAUUUUAUAGCUCCCUCUUUUAUUCCUUCAAACACCUUCCUGAAAAGGUCAGUGUUUCAAUAAGUGCACGUGGCCAAAACUGCAAAAUCCUUUUUCAUAAUGUUUAAAAAUGUGCUACCUUCCUUAAAUCCCUUUUCUUUUGGAGCAUCGAUGUCUUCCAGAGACGAUGUUUGUCUUUACCCCAGCUUAGCAUAACUAUUGGCCAUGUGUUGCAACUAAUGCAUGUUCUGAAUGUGCUGUACACAUGUGCAAAGAAUUCUCCUAAAACCCAAAUACGAUUAGCAUAUUUCACAAGUCUUAAAGCUGCAGGAGCUAAAUUCAGAGGGAAAAAAUGUCAGAAUUUGAAAAUGCACACCUUCCUGCUGCUCUCUCCCUUCAAUCCAACACUAGAUAUAAAUACCUGUAUACAUGACCUGAAGGUGUAAAAAAGCACAGCAAUGCACUUCAGUAUACAAGCCUUUGUCCAGUCACAGAGCACUAUAGUCAAGUCUGAGCAAAUCUAACAGCAACCACUAACUACAUAUAUUUAAAAGCUCUAGGUUGUAGAUUUUCUACAACCUAAAAACAAAUAAAGUUCAGACAAGGGGUAAAAUUCUUAUUUUUGCUCAGGCCACUUGAAUUAUAAUAAGCUGAAAGGAAAUUGUUGAAGUUUUGCCCAAUGAAGUAAAAAAACCCAAAACAACAACUUUCAAACACUGUAACAUUAAUCAAUAAAUCCCACAGUCAAAAUAGGGUUUACUGUAAGAAAUCCCAAAUUCA